AUGUCUUCACACCCUUCCGUUCUCCUCCUUCGUGCCGGGCUGCAGUUCCCGGUCGGACGUAUUCAUCGGCUUUUGAAGUCUAGAGUGGCCGCCAAUGGGCGAGUUGCUGCUACUGCAGCAGUUUACUCUGCAGCAAUUUUGGGCUAUUUCACUACAGAGGUGUUGGAGCUAGCUAGCAAUGCAAGCAAAGAUCUGAAGGAAUUGGACAUCCUCAUAAAGGGUACAAUUGCUCGGGGAGGUGUCAUCCCUCAUAUUCACAAAUCGCUCAUAAUUAAAACAUCAAAGAAAGAUUGA
This is a messenger RNA of Marchantia polymorpha subsp. ruderalis, 294 nucleotides long. The record is from the annotation of a GenBank genome assembly. Lineage: Eukaryota; Viridiplantae; Streptophyta; Marchantiopsida; Marchantiales; Marchantiaceae.